CUGCCACCAGUGGAGUCACCACAUCAGGAAUAUUCCUUUGCUCACUCACAAUCUCCCUCAAAACCUCUGCUACAAUGAGGAAAACAUCAUACGCAGCGACCUUUGCCGCUGUUCUCAUUAUCCUUGUCAUCAAUAUUUUAUCUUCACGUCUCCCGGACUGGCUUAUUGCUAAAUAUGAAAUCCCAAACGCUCAAGUCACCGUUCGCUAUGGGUUAAUGAAACGAUGCGAGCGUUCCACCAUUAGCUUUCCUGGUCCCGGCAAAGACGGACAUCUAGAAUACACCGAGUACGAAUGCCGCCAGUUUCCGCUCCGUGUAAAGGACAAAUGCGACGACGAAAACCGCCUGUUCUGUGCUCUGUGGACUUCUGCUCAAUACUUCAGCGAGCUCGCCAUCGGUUUUGCAGGAAUGGGUCUGAUCGCUUUGCUCAUUGGUGUGAGCACGCACUCGAGGAGGAGAAGGGUCUGGAGAGCCGUGGCGGGGCUAGUCAUAUUACACGCCGUGUUCCAACUUGUGACGUUCAUCCUCGUUACCGAGCUGUAUCGCAAGGACCGUUUCCCGGCCUUUGAGCACGCCAAGCCUGGUGUUGGCUAUGUCUUAAAUGCUGUUUCUUGGGUUUCAGGGUUGAUCGUUGGGGCUGGCGUCAUUGUAACCGGUGUGGCUGCGGACCGCGGCCAUAAGUGGGCUGCUGGUAAUAGAUCAUAUACACCCAUCGAGGGUUAUCGUCAACGUUACAGGUCAUACACACCCGUUCAAAGUUAUGGUUCAAAUGCAUAGUUCCCUUCUUCCUCUCUACAAGCACACGCUCGGUCUCGGUUUUUCUUGUACCAUAUUUUGGAUACCUUUGCACUUGACACACGCACGGAUUUUGUAAAUAUGUUAAUUGAAGUCGCCCUCCCACUUGUUCAUAAA
Suillus subalutaceus is the source of this 911-nucleotide messenger RNA. RefSeq lists its product as uncharacterized. The record is from RefSeq and is a predicted model, not a curated record. The transcript is spliced from 5 exons. NCBI's taxonomy places the organism in Eukaryota, Fungi, Basidiomycota, Agaricomycetes, Boletales, Suillaceae. Bases 75 to 776 code for a protein of 233 amino acids.